GGUUGGCAGUACGCGAAUGUCCCUACGUCAACCAAUGAGCCAUCGGAAGAAAUUGAGAGCAUUUACCUUCAGCUGUGAAUUUGUUCCCCUUUUAUGUGACAUGGCGUCCGAGAGGAAAGUUAGACGUUAAGCGGGCAAAACCGUUAUUACUGUUUAUAUGCAUAUAUGACGAAGCGGCUUUUUGUAGAAGCCAGAAAUCAUUUCUAGACACUUGCAUUGAUGGUAAUGCAUGCAAGGAAAACGCAACGGAUGAACGAUGGGUACUUCGAAAAGCAUCAGACCCAUCCCUACCAGAAUUCAAAGUAUAACUCAAAGAGCUACAGCUCGAGCGGUGAUAGGUACGAACGUAUUAGAGACUCACCCAAUGGAACUUACCGAUCGGAUAGUCCGGACUCACAAUCUCCGCGUGACCGGGACAGAAUCUACCAAUCUAAAGGCUCCUAUAUACAGAAAAUACGUGAAAAGGAGAGAGAAAACAGAGACUACAAGCCUACGAGAGAUAAAUAUUCAGAUUGUGCCAGAUCGCCGAAGGAGAAACGUAGGGAUUUGGAGUAUAGAACGAAUCACGACAGGAGCGAGUCGGGCGUAAAGACGCAAAAUUCCACGUUGCGCGACCGUAAGCCGAUACACAAUAAUUGUGUCGAUAAGAGGGAAGAACGCGAGAGGAUAACUCGAGUCGGCGAUUGGUCGGAGCAUAUCAGCUCGUCCGGUAAGAAGUAUUAUUAUAAUUGUAAAACGGAGGUGUCGCAGUGGGAGAAGCCGCGUGAAUGGAUCGAACGGGAACGCGAGAGGGACCGUUUUAGGAAUAGGGAGCGAGAUCGGGACGCUGAUCGUAAUUAUAGUAGCUCCAGUCGUUCGAGUGCAAGUAAGUACGGGUACACAAGCAAACAGAUUUGUUAAAACACAAUUUUGAUU
This is a messenger RNA of Photinus pyralis (common eastern firefly), 915 nucleotides long. Its product is annotated as WW domain-containing adapter protein with coiled-coil homolog. Gene Ontology annotation, cellular component: nucleus. Lineage: Eukaryota; Metazoa; Arthropoda; Insecta; Coleoptera; Lampyridae. The transcript is spliced from 5 exons. Gene Ontology annotation, biological process: positive regulation of TORC1 signaling; regulation of autophagy. Bases 220 to 900 code for a protein of 226 amino acids. Gene Ontology annotation, molecular function: chromatin binding; RNA polymerase II complex binding. The record is from RefSeq and is a predicted model, not a curated record.